UGAGCAACUUCAUCAAGCCAUUUGCAUUUCCCCUUUUCUCUCUCUGACAACACCAAAAAUGUGCGGUGGAGCAAUAAUCUCGGACGCCGAUCCCGUCUUCAACCGCGACCGGAAGCUGUCGGCCGACGAUCUCUGGUCCGAGUUUGACACCUCAGAUCUCUUCGGCUGGGAUUUCAAACCACAAACACUACUUUCCACCACUGAAGUUGCUAUCAAGAACAAAACUAUUUCAAAGCAGAAAAAAAUCUUCGACGAAGAAAAAUCACAACCUAUCGAGAAGAAGCCAAAAGCGAGGAAGAACAAGUACAGAGGGAUCAGGCAGCGGCCAUGGGGAAAAUGGGCGGCGGAGAUCCGAGACCCACAGCAGGGUGUCCGAGUCUGGCUCGGUACAUUCAACACCGCUGAAGAAGCUGCUCAAGCCUACGAUGAAGCAGCCAAACGUAUCAGAGGUGGUAAGGCCAAGCUCAACUUUCCAUUACCACCGGCGAAGAAGCUGCGCACUGAGUCGACUCAGUCAACCGUCCAUGUAUCACCAUCACCACGACCACCUGCAUUACUGAGUUACGACCAGUUCCAAAAACAAUCUUACUACUCGAACAGUGUGGCUGAUGAGCACGAAUUCAAGGAACAGAUCUCGAACCUUGAGACGUUCUUGGGUCUUGAUCAUGAGUUGACUCAGUUUGGUGGACUCGGUGGUGAGUCAGCAUGUGAUGUUUGGACGAUGGAUGACUUCCCGGUUAUCAUCUGAGUUGUUUCCGAAUAAACUGAGUCGAGCGAGUGAGAACCCAGUGAGUUGAGUUUAAUUAGUUCCUAUAUAAAACGUAAGACUCGUGUUAAUGGGGUGGUUGUGGUUAAGGCUGACGAAUUUGACAAUAAGUUGUGUCGCCGGCGGCCUACGCUUGCGGCACACACCAUAUCCAUAUAUGUGUGAUUUUCUGUCUAUUUAUGGGUUUUUUAAUGUCUACUUGUUUUAGAAUGAAUGUUUAUAAAGCGUGUGGUAUAUAAAUCAAUAGCCUUGUAAGUCAAUCAUUUGUGUUUUGGAAUCAAUUGAACAUAUUUAUCAUUUGUUUCAAGAAUGAUGGA
This is a messenger RNA of Lactuca virosa, 1083 nucleotides long. NCBI's taxonomy places the organism in Eukaryota, Viridiplantae, Streptophyta, Magnoliopsida, Asterales, Asteraceae. The record is from the annotation of a GenBank genome assembly.